CAAGUUUCAAUUGAUCCUUUUAUGAAAUACAUAUUUCGCUAUAAAAGCAUUGAGGUUCUUUGUUGCCGGAAGAGCCCCCCAGGAUGGCGAUUACAAGAUCAAGCCGCAACGCCAGAAAUGCUACUGCUAUCGUUACCGCUGUGGCAGGAUCAAGUCGGGCGAACGGGCUGACAGAAGAGUCUGCCACUCGAGUAAGAAAGCGAGCUUCCCGGUUAAGCGGAGAAAAUCCCCAAAUCAAAGCAUCGAAGACUCUUCCUAGGCCACUCGUGAAAAGGCCUCAAAGGCCUGUGGAUAGGGCUUCGAUUGCAGCGCCUGAUCUUACCCCGACUUCUUCGCCAGUAAAUCCCACGACUCAUCCAUCGACUCACCUAGCACCUAUGCAAACUAAACCUCGGCGAGCUGCUCUACACGCCACAAAUGCCCCUCUCCAGACACCAAAGGGAUCACGUAUAGUUAAAUACCCAAGUGAUACACUUCAGCACGUAGACUCAAAAGAUUCAAAAGAUAUUAUAACGACGAAUAACUUGCUUGAAAAGGCUUGUGAGCAUCUGUGCAGAGUUGAUUCACGCCUCAAACCCAUAAUAGAUGCACACUAUUGUAAGCUGUUCAGUCCUGAGGGACUUGCUGAAGACGUUGAACCUUUUCAAGCACUGGUAAGUGGGAUUAUAGCACAGCAGGUAUCUGGUGCUGCCGCUGCAAGCAUUAAACGGAAGUUUAUAGACCUUUUCUCGGCGCCGGCGACCCACGAGGCUGAUGCAGUUGAGCCUGCUGCAGCUGAGAGGAUAGCAAAGGAUUUCCCGACGCCUCAAGAGGUCGUGGAAAAGGAUAUUCCAACGCUCAGAUCAGCAGGUCUGUCACAAAGAAAGGCUGAGUAUAUACAUGGUUUGGCAGAGAAAUUUGUUUCAGGGGAACUAUCCGCUAAAAUGCUUGUCGAGGCAAGUGAUGAAGAAGUGCUGGAGAAGCUUGUUGCUGUGAGAGGCCUGGGCAGAUGGAGCGUAGAGAUGUUCGCCUGCUUUGCCCUCAAGCGGACGGAUAUCUUCUCUACAGGAGACCUGGGUGUGCAACGCGGCAUGGCAGCAUAUCAGGGUAAAGACGUUGCGAAGCUCAAAAGCAAGGGAGGCAAGUGGAAAUAUAUGACUGAGGCAGAGAUGCUCAGUAUAGCUGCGCCAUUUUCACCCUUUCGAAGCAUAUUCAUGUGGUACAUGUGGCGUGUUGAGGAUGUAAAUCUAAAUGCCUUGUCGUAGUGAGCAGAAUAUGUUUUCAAGCAUUGAAGCUACUCUCGCAACGUAGAGUGCUGCCUUUUGGAACUGCUGCCAUCCUAUUUCUUCUAGUUCGUACUGGAUAGGUACAUUCGUCUAGCUGGUCGAAUUUUUUGUUGUAGAUGAUGCCUUUGAGUGCUAAUCCCUACGUGUAACUUAAUCAUUUAAGAGAAAACGGCUAUGGUGGCACUUCUAGAAAUGGAACCGC
Verruconis gallopava is the source of this 1467-nucleotide messenger RNA. RefSeq lists its product as uncharacterized. The transcript is spliced from 4 exons. NCBI's taxonomy places the organism in Eukaryota, Fungi, Ascomycota, Dothideomycetes, Venturiales, Sympoventuriaceae. The coding region runs from base 84 to 1244 and encodes 386 amino acids. Gene Ontology annotation, biological process: base-excision repair; DNA alkylation repair; base-excision repair, AP site formation. Gene Ontology annotation, cellular component: nucleus; protein-DNA complex. The record is from RefSeq and is a predicted model, not a curated record. Gene Ontology annotation, molecular function: alkylated DNA binding; DNA-3-methyladenine glycosylase activity; DNA-7-methylguanine glycosylase activity.